CUAUAUCGAUGUAAAAAAAAAAAAAAAAAAGGAAACACAUGUAUCUAAUCUAAUCCAUCCAUUUUGAACAUUAAUCCAAUUUGCUUGAUGAGCUCUACAUUUCCUUCUUAUUUCCAUAUUUCAAAUUCUUUCAUGCAUCAUGUCUGUAUACGUACUGUCGAUUAAAAGGAAGGAUUGACUAUGAUACUGAUUGUCACAGUAUAAAAUAUGAUUUUCUUUAUUGUGUAUUUCAGAAUUCCGGCUUCCGGCAAUUCUACUGGGUUAUUUUUUUUUUUUUUUUACCCUCAUUCUCUCACUCUUAUCAUUAAAGAUAUAGCCUUGUCCACGUUUUAUGAACUUUGGUGGCAAUUCUUAUAUAUCAAUUCGUUUUGGUAUAAUUGAAUUAACGGUUUCCUUUACCCUCGACUUUAUAUACAUAUAUAUAUGUAUAU
Messenger RNA from Cokeromyces recurvatus, 431 nucleotides. RefSeq lists its product as uncharacterized. The annotation marks the transcript as partial. NCBI's taxonomy places the organism in Eukaryota, Fungi, Mucoromycota, Mucoromycetes, Mucorales, Mucoraceae. The record is from RefSeq and is a predicted model, not a curated record. The transcript has 2 exons.